Nematostella vectensis (starlet sea anemone) is the source of this 1515-nucleotide messenger RNA. Its product is annotated as translin. Gene Ontology annotation, biological process: RNA metabolic process. The transcript is spliced from 6 exons. Gene Ontology annotation, molecular function: sequence-specific DNA binding; RNA binding; single-stranded DNA binding. The coding region runs from base 128 to 820 and encodes 230 amino acids. Gene Ontology annotation, cellular component: nucleus; cytoplasm. The record is from RefSeq and is a predicted model, not a curated record. NCBI's taxonomy places the organism in Eukaryota, Metazoa, Cnidaria, Anthozoa, Actiniaria, Edwardsiidae.
AGUAUAAAACUUUAUAAGCCCUGAAUUAGUGACUUCUCUACAAAAUUCUCUUUAGGAUUAAUCGGGUUUGAAGUACAUUGCUGUGAUAAUAAUACCGCAGACCAUAGAUAUAGUGCAGGCUCCCGUAAUGGCGGAAGAUACAAGUGAGAGCGGUGAUAAUUCCAUUUCUUCCAUUUUCGGAGGAAUCCAGCAAGGUUUUGCAAAUGAGCAAAGAGAAAUAGAGGAAAUCAAGAUAUUAGUUGGUAGUCUUGAGAAAACGGCUCGAGAGAUACUUACAGUUCUUCAAAAGGUCCACCAGCAACCCUCAAAGAAAGUCAUUUCAGAUGUGUGCACAAAAGGGAGAGAAAUGUUUGCCCUAGCUCAAAGACAGUAUGCAGAGCUAGCAUCCAAAAUCCAACCUGAAAAAUACUUUAGAUUCUAUAACCAUUGGAUGGUGGUCAACCAGCAGUUUGCUUUUUUGGCUUCAUUCCUUCUAUACCUUGAAUCAGAAACAUUACCUACUAAGAAAGAUGUGGCAGACUUGUUAAAUGUCAAAGUGACAAGAGAAGAAGGGUUUCACUUGGUGUUAGAUGAUUACCUGAUAGGUCUGUUGUCUCUUGCAAGUGAAGUUUCUCGUUUUGCUCUCAACUGUGUUACUGCAAAAUAUUAUGGAUGGCCUCUCAAGAUAUCAGCAUUCCUUGGUGAACUAGAUGCUGGGUUCCGCCUGUUGAAUCUCAAGAAUGAUUUUCUUCGAAAAAAAUAUGAUGGUCUCAAAUAUGACUUGAAGAAAGUGGAAGAAGUAGUUUAUGAUCUAUCUAUUAGAGGAUAUAAUCUAAUGUGACAACCAUUACAUAAAUAUGCGACCAAUGCAACAAUCCUUACAUGAUCUAUCAACUAGAUAGUUACGCUACAUGAAUAUCGCAUUGCUGUUCAUAUUACCAUCCUCAAAAGAAUGGCCAAGCCCAGUUCACUGCAUAAAAUGCUCCCUUAGCAUUGAAUGGAACAUUAUUAACGUCUGUCACUUGGAAUUGUAGUCUGGAACCCUAGAGAUUGAACUAGAGCCCUAGAACAACUCUGCUUUGUAAGAUUGUGCUUGAAAUCUUUCCUCCAGAGGUGGAUCCAGUUCCAAAAUUGUGUAGUACAUUUGGGAAUACAAAAGGAGCUAAACUAAAUCUGUUUUCUGCCCCCAGGGUCCCUUUAUUGCCCGCUCCCCCUCACUCCCAUCAGCAGUAGAAUAACUGGAUCCAUCCCAAUUAAGGAGCACAUUACCAUAUAGAAUGCCAGGCUAGUUGUCAAUAGAAAUGUCAUUCUCCUAUGUAUUUUAUAUCAAGGAAUAGAAUAGACUAGAAAGUCCAUGAACUGGCACAGUUUAUAACAAAUGUAUCAAGGGAAAAAACUUCCAAAGUGCUCCUAGGGUAUAAAACGGGAAAAAAAUAUUUUUACAUUGGUAUUGUUUUGUUUGAAUUUGACUCCAGGGCUUUCAACACAGGUUCAGCUUAACAUUUGCAACAACAGCACAAUAAAAGGACAAAGUAU